GUUCCCGACACCAGCCGCCUCCCCGCCGUCUACUUCCUGUACGUGCUCGGCUCGGGCGGUCACACGACCGAGAUGCUCGAGAUCAUCAAGCGCCACUUCAAGCCGCAGAGCAACCAGCACCGCCGCUACCUCGUCGGCAUCGGCGACCAGGACUCGCUCGACCGCGUCAUCAAGCUCGAGGCCACCAUCCGCCGCGCCUACGACCGGGAAUCCGCCGGCACGAUCGACGCGUUCCACGUGCCGCGCGCGCGUCGCGUGCACCAGCCGCUGUGGACGGCGCCGCUGACCUGCCUGCUGACGGCGGUGCACGCGGUCAACGCGCUGACGCGCGAGCCGGACGCGCGGCCGCGCACCCGCCACGGCGCGCAGUUCAAGUACCCGCACGUGGUGGUGACCAACGGCCCCGCGACGGGCUUCAUCGUGUGCGCGGUCGCCCACCUGCUCAAGCUGUUCUGCCUGGUGCCGCCGGGCCGCCUUAAGAUGGUGUACGUCGAGUCGUGGGCCCGCACCCGCUCGCUCAGCCUGACCGGCCGCCUGUUCCGCUGGUCCGGCAUCGCCGACGUCUUCUGCGUCCAGCACGAGCGCCUCGCCCGCGCCGUCCCCGGCGCCCUCUACGUCGGCCCCAUCGCCGCCCCGCUGCCGCCCCCCGGCUAG
Thermothielavioides terrestris NRRL 8126 is the source of this 654-nucleotide messenger RNA. Its product is annotated as glycosyltransferase family 1 protein. Lineage: Eukaryota; Fungi; Ascomycota; Sordariomycetes; Sordariales; Chaetomiaceae. The annotation marks the transcript as partial. The transcript has a single exon. The record is from RefSeq and is a predicted model, not a curated record. Gene Ontology annotation, cellular component: UDP-N-acetylglucosamine transferase complex. Gene Ontology annotation, biological process: dolichol-linked oligosaccharide biosynthetic process.